This is a messenger RNA of Chenopodium quinoa (quinoa), 2749 nucleotides long. RefSeq names its product protein ENHANCED DISEASE RESISTANCE 2-like. Gene Ontology annotation, molecular function: lipid binding. The transcript has 22 exons. Bases 275 to 2509 code for a protein of 744 amino acids. NCBI's taxonomy places the organism in Eukaryota, Viridiplantae, Streptophyta, Magnoliopsida, Caryophyllales, Amaranthaceae. The record is from RefSeq and is a predicted model, not a curated record.
GAUCCCAUAGUGAGUGCAUGAAGAAUCAAGAAUGUGUAAUGUACUAAUCAACAUCAAAAGAAAGGGAAUCAAGUUUUGCGUCUAAAAAGCAAAAAAAAUUAAAUAAAAAAAUAAAUAAUGGUAGGUUAGCAAUAAAUAAAGAAAACAUACUCCUUCCAUCAAAGAAAGACACAAAUUAAGCGGAAACCAGCCACGUGUCGAAUGUGAAAUUGUAAAAGCAGUGAAUGGGUGGGGCUUCCCAGAAUUGAAACUGAGAGAACUGAGAUCGGCAAUCAUGUCGCGGCCAAUGAGGCUGAGAUCCCUGUCUGACGGAGAUGGAUCAUCCCUGUUAUUGAGCGGAGAGUUGAAGAAGAAGAGACCUAAGUUCCAGUAUUCUGGUUGGGUAUUUCAUCUUGGUACUAAUAAGAUUGGCCAUGAAUAUUGUCAUCCUCGCUUCUUGUUUGUUCGUGGCAAGUAUGUCGAGAUGUACAAGCGUGAUCCUCAUGAUCAUCCUGCCAUUAAACCUAUACGGAGAGGUGUUGUGGGACAAACUCUUAUGGUAGAAGAGUUGGGAUGCCGAAAGGUUAAUAGUAGUGAUCUGCAUGUUCUUCGAUUCUACAAUCGAUUGGAUGAAUCAAAGAAGGGAGAAAUUGCUUGUGCUACAGCUGGAGACGCUCAAAAAUGGUUGGAAGCUUUUGAGCAAGCAAAGCAACAGGCAGAAUAUGAGCUUUCAAGAGGUGGAAGAGCCAGAGACAAGCUGAAUUUGGAAGCCGAGAUUGAUCUUGACGCACAUCGCCACAGGGUGAGGAAAUAUGCUCAUGGCUUCAUAAAACUUAUAAAAAUCGGACAAGAGCCACUUUUGCGACAAUCAUCAUCCUUGGCAGAGAAUGCCCGGACAGAUGGCUAUAUGGGAGUUGAUGGAGAUGCUGAUGCAAUUGAAGCACAUACAUGGAAAUGCGUAUGCACCAUGAAUGGAAUUAGAAUCUUUGAGGAUGUUGUAGAGUCCAAGGCUGGUAGAGGCAUUCUUGUGAAGUCUGUGGGAAUAAUUGAUGCCAAAUCGGAUACUGUCUUUGAGGUUCUUAUGAGCCUUGAACCCUCUAGGAGAUAUGAGUGGGAUAUGUUGACUAGUGACUUGGAGCUUGUUGAAAGCAUAGAUGGGAAUUAUGAUGUUGUAUAUGGAACAUAUGAUCCGAAAUAUUUCACUUGGUGGAGUUCCAGAAGGGACUUUGUGUUCUCAAGGCAAUGGUUUCACGGACAAGAUGGAACAUAUACAAUUUUACAAUUCCCAGCAGUACAUAAAAAGUGUCCUGCUAGACCUGGCUAUCAACGAACAAAAAUAAAUCCUUCUACUUGGGAGAUAAAAGGUUUGGACACAUCUGAUGCCACAGCCGAAUCUCCAAGAUGUCUAGUGACACAUAUGUUGGAGAUACAAUCUGAUAGCUGGGGUUCUUGGAAGAAAAGUCGCUCUUCAAAGUUUGAGAAAUCUAUCCCUUAUGCAUUGUUGUGCCAAGUUGCUGGUCUGAAGGAAUAUAUUGGAGCAAAUCCAAUUCUUAAAAAUAAUUCAGUUACAGCAGAUUUUUAUUCAAAUUCCUCCAGUGAUAGUGUUUCCAGCAGUGAAUGUGACGACGUUGCAGAAGAGUUUUAUGAUGCGAUUGCUACAGAAACAUCUGACGGUGAAGAUAGUGAUGAUGAUAUUGAAGUUGACAAGAAGGACUUUGUGACGCUGGAAAAUGUAUCAUCAGACAUAGCAAGCUUGUCUUUGAAGAAGUCUCCAGCUAAUGAUGCAAGCAAAGUACUAGAUUCAGCUAUACCCCCAGUGUCAAUCGAUUCAAGCAAGUUUAAUGGUUCACUGCGUAAAGGAAAAGAUGAUGAUGACACAAAUUGCUGGACAAAUCCAGGUGGCGCGGGAUUCAUGAUUAGAGGAGAUACAUACUUGAAAGACUAUGUCAAAGUAAAAGGUGGAGAUCCUCUUUUAAAGCUCAUAGCUGUGGAUUGGCUCAAGGCUGACCAGAGCAUUGACAAGGUUGCAUUGCGUCCAUCCUGUGUUGUUCAGUCAGAAGCUGGAAGAAAACUUCCAUUCAUUCUCGUUUUAAAUCUCCAGAUUCCAGCCAAACCAAACUACAAUCUGGUUUUUUAUUAUGCCUCUGACAGGCCUGUAAAUAAAGAUUCAUUAUUGAGCAAAUUUAUUGAUGGGACUGACGCAUUCCGUGAUUCAAGGUUCAAGCUCAUACCAAGCAUUGUGAAGGGCUAUUGGAUGGUUAAACGUGCGGUAGGAACAAAAUCCUGUCUGUUGGGUAAAGCUGUGACCUGCAGAUACCUGAGACAAGACAACUUUUUGGAGAUUGAUGUGGAUAUUGGCUCCUCGUCAGUUGCUAGAAGUGUUAUUGGUCUUGUCCUUGGAUAUGUCACAAGCUUAGUGGUUGAUCUUGCAAUUCUGAUAGAGGCAAAUGAGGAGACUGAACUUCCUGAGCAUCUUCUUGGGACGGUACGGUUAAGUUGUCUCGAACUUGACUCAGCUGUAGAAGCUUGAGGCGGUAUCAAAAGAAUUUUUGAUUCAGACAUUAUUGAUCUCCAUUCAAAGCAUAGUAAUACAUUCUUUACUCAUUUGCGUCCCCAUUCUCUCGCGCAACUGAGUUGGCUUAAAAUCAUUAUUGUACUGCUUAAUAGCUUUAUAUUGCUCUCAAUUGAAACUGUAAUGUAUUCUUCCAUGCUCAUUGGUUCAGCUUUUAUCAUAGAAAGUGCGGCAAAUCCUAGCUGUUGUUGAGAAUGA